Syngnathus acus (greater pipefish) is the source of this 5432-nucleotide messenger RNA. It is a transcript of the gene hook3, whose product is annotated as hook microtubule-tethering protein 3. Lineage: Eukaryota; Metazoa; Chordata; Actinopteri; Syngnathiformes; Syngnathidae. Gene Ontology annotation, cellular component: cytoplasm; centrosome. Gene Ontology annotation, molecular function: microtubule binding; dynein light intermediate chain binding. Bases 131 to 2284 code for a protein of 717 amino acids. The transcript is spliced from 23 exons. Gene Ontology annotation, biological process: cytoskeleton-dependent intracellular transport; cytoplasmic microtubule organization. The record is from RefSeq and is a predicted model, not a curated record.
CCAGCCCGCCUCAGGCAGACGCCGGUGUCGGAUUGUGAGACACCCAGAGAGCGAGAGACCUCGGGAGCUAGCGUCUGAGGUCGCUAAUAACUUUAGGCUCUAGUCAUUAUCUAGCUUACUUUUAUUUACAAUGUCUACAUCGGGGCCCUUGGAUCGAGUGGAACUCUGUGAAAGCCUUUUAACAUGGGUUCAAACAUUCGGGGUCGAGGCUCAAUGCAAGACUGUGGAGGACAUGACGAGCGGCGUCGUUAUGGCGCAGGCUCUCCAGAAAAUAGACGAAGUGUAUUUCAAUGACGCAUGGAUUAGUCGAAUCAAGCCAGAUGUUGGUGACAACUGGAGGUUAAAGGUCAGCAAUCUAAAGAAAAUUCUCAAAGGUAUCCUCGAUUAUAACCAGGAGAUUCUCGGCCAGCACAUAAACGACUUCACGCUUCCUGACGUCACCCUCAUCGGAGAACACUCCGACCCGGCAGAACUCGGGAGGAUGCUUCAACUCAUUCUGGGAUGUGCUGUCAACUGUGAACAGAAGCAAGAGUAUAUCCAAUCCAUCAUGAUGAUGGAGGAAUCAGUCCAGCAUGUGGUCAUGACAGCCAUCCAAGAGCUCAUGAGUAAAGAGACUCCCGUGACAGGAGGAAACGACUCCUACGUGGAUCUCGACAGACAGUUAAAAAAGUCUGUUGAGGAGCUCAAUGAAGCUUUGGCCACAAAGGAGGAGAUUUCCCAGAGGUGUCGUGAGCUUGAUAUGCAGGUGGCAGCCCUACAGGAGGAAAAGAGUAGCUUGCUUGCGGAAAACCAACUUUUAAUGGAGCGACUCAACCAGUCGGACUCCAUCGAGGAUAUCAACAGCCCGGCCGGCCGCAGACACCUCCAGCUGCAGACGCAACUGGAGCAGCUCCAGGAAGAAACAUUCAGGUUGGAAGCAUCGAAAGACGAUUAUCGGAUCCGUUGCGAGGAGCUUGAAAAAGAACUUUUGGAGGUGAGGUCGCAGAAUGAAGAGCUCACAUCUCUGGCUGAUGAAGCCCAGUCGCUGAAGGAUGAGAUGGAUGUUCUCAGGCAUUCAUCAGACAAAGUGUCAAAGCUUGAGGGCACAGUAGAACACUACAAGAAGAAACUCGAGGACAUGGGACUCCUCAGGAGACAGAGUAAGCUUUUGGAGGAGAAGAACACAGUGUUAAUGCAGACCAACAUCAGUUUAGAAGAAGAGCUCCGAAAGGCUAAUGCUACCAAGGGCCAGUUGGAGACUUAUAAGAGACAGGUGGUGGAACUUCAAAACAGACUGUCGGAAGAAUCGAAAAAGGCCGACAAGAUGGAGUUUGAGUACAAACGUGUCAAAGAGAAAGUCGACUCUUUACAGAAAGAAAAGGACCGUAUGCGAACGGAGCGAGACUCUUUGAAGGAGACCAUUGAGGAGCUGCAUUGUGUCCAAGCUCAAGAGGGACAGCUAACGGCAGGUCUUCUCCCACUCGCCAGCGCCGACGGUUCCGAUUCUUUGGCAGCCGAGAUCACAACGCCAGAGAUUCGAGAGCAUUUGAUUCGCCUUCAGCACGAGAACAAAAUGCUGAAGCUGGCUCAAGAGGGCUCGGAUAACGAGAAGAUUGCGCUUUUACAGAGUCUGCUGGAAGACUCCAAUAGAAGGAAAAGUGAGCUGGAGACCGAAAACAGGUUAACCAACCAGCGCCUGAUGGAGGAACAGAGUCAGAUAGAAGAGCUCCAGAAGAAUCUCCAGGAACAAGGCUCCAAAGCAGAUGAUUCUUCCAUUAUGAAGAAGAAAUACGCCGAGCACAUGGAGAAACUUCAAGAAGUGAACAACGAGUUACUGAAGAAAAAUGCCUUCAUCGACGAGAUGGAGCCCAAAUACGCCGCCGGCUCUCAACGCGUGGAUGAACUGGAGGAGGCCUUGAAAAAGAAAGAUGAUGAGAUGAAGCAAAUGGAGGAGCGGUAUAAGAAAUAUCUGGAGAAAGCCAAGAGCGUAAUUCGCACUCUAGAUCCUAAACAGAACCAGGGCUCAGGUCCAGAAGUUCAGGCCUUGAAAAACCAGCUGCAGGAGAAAGAGCGGAUGCUGCACUCGUUGGAGAAAGAAAUGGAUAAAACAAAAAGCCAGAGGGAUUAUGAGGAGAAACUGAUUGUGUCGGCCUGGUAUAAUAUGGGAAUGACUUUCCAGAAAAAGGCGGCCGAAGACAGAUUGGCCAACACCGGCUCCAGUCAGUCUUUCCUGGCCCGCCAGAGGCAAGCCACCAGUUCCCGGCGCAGCUACCCAGGCCACGUCCCGCCGGCUACCGCGAGGUAGAAAGGCAGACAAAAAGUUCCAGCAGCAAAACUACUUUAUUCAAAACCCUGAACUGUUCAUUUCAAAUUCUGCCUGUUGAUUUUCAUUUUGUUUUUUCUUCACCCUUCUUCCUGAUUAGAUCCGUCAGGUAGAGAUGCCAGGCAAGACUGCCCAAAAACGUUUCGCCGCUUUUAUUCCCGGCUAAACUUUUUUUUUUUUUCCCUCUGAGUCAAGUGAUGGCAGAGCACACACGAGACGAGCAUUGUUUUAUCAUCGCGCAUUGCUCACCACUUAACCUCAACAUGCAGUAGUCAUGCACAAUUCUACCUAGAUCAGUCUUAAAAGUAUUUUUUUUCUUCAUCUUUUAUUUCUAAACGGGUAACAAAUGUUGCUGAAAUAAUUUCAGUAGGUGCGACUUCACCAGCGUAUACUUGGUUUUCUCAUCACACAUUUUAGUGCCAAAAUAGAAAAGUAAACACACAAUAGGACAGCUGCAUCUCCUGGAAGUGGAAAUUGAAGAAAGGAUUGAGUGGAGCACCGCUUUUUUUUUUUUUUUUUUUUAAGUCAAGUCUUUCAUCUUAAACAACUUUCAUGGCUCACAAAUCCCUAUUUUGAAAUCAUUUUUUUGGUUUUAGUCUUUCAAAAACUAACUCUGUUAAUUGUUCAUGACAGGACAUGUGAUGUGGGGAGAUUUUUUAUUUUAACAAUAGCCAAGAAAUAUUCAUUUGUGGCCACAAAAAAGGGAAAAUGUGUGCACUAAAUACUCAUUUGUGGCCACAAAUUAACCAUUCCUUAACCCCCCCAGCCCUGUAUCACAUCUGGGGCACAUUAGUCACCCGCUUUUAAAAUCCAGGCCAAAAUUCACUGCUAACAUUCCCUCCUAUCUGACUGUUAUCUCCUGUUCUCCUCCCUCCCCCCCCCCUAACAGCAAUAUCCCAGCAUGAUCGGCGCAGCAGUGACCCCGGCCCGAUACGGCCCGGCCCAUCCAUGCUGGCGAAACCCGAGGCGCACGAUGCAUGCAAUACCUGCCUGCCGACCCUUUGCAUGACUUUGCAUUGACUGUGAGUUAACCCGGCAUACGGCAACAGCAGCAUGAGCACUAACAGCCCUCUGCAGCAUUGCGAUCCUCUGUUGCGCCACUAGGGGGAGCUGUGGGGAAAGAAAACUUCAUUUAUUCAUCUUUUGUAUUCCUCUUCCCUGUUGCUUUCUUGCUCUUCAUGGACAUGCCUGCUUUGUGUUUCCAAACGGCAUCAAGCCUGUUUUAGCACAGUGACAUCUAUCUGGAAUACCUCAACAGCAUUUUUCCACAUAUUCAGUAGUGAAUUGAUUUCAGUAUUUGAGAGGGAAGGAAAAAAACAGGACAAAAAAAAUUACCUUUUAUAUCGGAAAUUUUCCUCUCCCAUUUUGGACACUUUGUCAUUGUAAAAAAAAAAUCGAAGAAAGACUUUACCUAUCCUUAAAAUGUGACCCGAGGACAUGCUAGCUGGGCUUUUACCUCAACUUUUAGCAACUAGGCAUAGGAUGGGAAAAUGUUUGUAUACAACACAAAAAAAAAUCACAAAUCCACUUUUAAGUAUUUUUCUAAGCUCCAACAUGUCUGUAUUUUGUGACGUCAUGUCGAUUUGAUACAUUUGAUGUAUAUAGCGUACUUGAACAUAAAGCAGGCGCGUCCUUUGCGUGGUGCCGUAUACAUCCAAAGAAGAACCAGUAUUGAGCCAAAAGUAAGUAUUCACACAUGUCAAGCAUCUGUGAAGAGAAAACUACAUCAAUGUGGAGUUUCUAUUGAAAGGCCAAGCAGAUGAAAAAUCCCUCGAAAAUCAAUAAUUGUGUGCAAGUCAUGACAAAAUAAUCAUAGGUCAACUUUAUCAUGCAGCUUCAUAUUGUACAUGUAUUUUCUGUAGCUUCUUAUUGCAUAUUUAUAUUUGAACUGCAAGGCUUAGGAGGUCAAUUUAUUUAAAAUGGUGGCGCAUGUUACAGGCAUGAAUGCAAGAAAUGGUUCAAUCCGCCAGUUUAGUGCCUUUGUUACCGAUGCGCUCAUUUUGAAGGCAGUGUGCGAGCUGACUUUUAAACAUGUUUUUUUUUUUGGUGUCGUUUUGAAAAGACAAAUUAUGGGAUAUCAACUGCCUCCGUUUUCAUAGUUGCUUCUAAACAAGAGUUGAUGAGGGCUUGUCUUUUUCUUAUUUUACUCUGUCAUGUGUAACGAUUUAUCUUAUGCAGUGCAUUUUUUUUUAAAUUCUUAUUUAUUCUUUUGUGUCUUGCGCAGAAGUGUUAGUAUUAUGUUCCCACCUUAACGAUUCAUUUAAAAUAAUUGUCUCAUACAAACAACAAGGAAGUGACCCAAAACUGAAAAGUCAGACCGGUGAACAGCGUGUUGCUUUUAUUUCCUUACAGGCACGACACAGUUUCAGGAUUGUUCGAACUCGUAAAAAGCACAUUUUGAAACCUCAAAUUACCUUGCAUUGGAUUUACUCUCAUACUACAAAUAAAAAUUAAUUAGUGGUCAUUUGCAGUCAAUAGGAAAUUAAUUAAAAAAGUGUAGCGGAACCGUCAAAGUGAAAUGAUCCUUUAUGAUGUGACAUGAAAAACAUUUUGCCUUUGUAAAAUAAAACAAAAACGAAUCAAAAUAAAACUCACCUUGAGGACAGGACGUGAUAUUCGGCACUUCAGAUCGGCUUUAAUCGAAUGACACAGAGGAAGGAAGUUACCCGAUGCAACUUGAUCUGAUCAAUUUAUUUAGCAGACCAAACUGUAAUGGAGGCGAUUUUUGGUGCUUGACAAUCCAAUUAUUCCGUUUCAUUUAGCCGUGGCGCUCACGUAGUAUCAAAGAGUGAAAUAAUCAAGAAUUUGGCGUUUCCAUGUUACCCGACUGCAAAUGGUCAAAUGUUCUCGUACUCUGUCAGACUGUAGAAUAUCAUGCAGUGUUUAUACUUUUUUUUUUCUUUUUGUUACUCAUUUGGACAAUGAAGUUGCAACUAACUAUCCAUUUGCCAAGUUUUUUAUUGCUUGUAUCCAACCCCCACUAUGUAUAUAGUCGCAUUUUGCAACUGCAGUUACAAGGGGGGGCCUUUUAGGGACGGUGAUCAAAGUGGUUAAGAUGGAGAUCUGAUAACGUGCUUCCGACACUGUAAACUUUGCAGACGACGUUGUAAAUAAAGCUUAUAUUCAAAUA